This is a messenger RNA of Musa acuminata subsp. malaccensis (wild Malaysian banana), 1341 nucleotides long. RefSeq lists its product as uncharacterized. Gene Ontology annotation, cellular component: NatC complex. NCBI's taxonomy places the organism in Eukaryota, Viridiplantae, Streptophyta, Magnoliopsida, Zingiberales, Musaceae. The record is from RefSeq and is a predicted model, not a curated record.
UUAUAGAUAAAUCAUUAUAUAAUAUGUAACAGUGUGGUCGUCAUCAAAGUAAACAAUUAUCUUUAUGAUGCUCCUCUUGCAUAUGUUUGCAUCACUCGCUUCUGAAACCCAAUCCUAGGAAUGUUGUCAUAGGCACAUACAUCAACAUAAGACACAAAGAAGUUCUCAGUUCGUCCGUGCGUUCUUCAUGAAUCUACCGCGAAGAAACAAACUCGCGAUCUGGACCGUGGGAUCGUUCGAUCAUACGGCCCACACCAAUCCAAUGAGUCAGCUCGGCGUUAAUUGAGCUCGGGUUGACUCGCGAUUCGACUCGGUACAAUCGGUCCGAGUCGACUCGAUGAGCUUAUUAAAGACACAAAAAAGAAAAGAUAAAAAAAAAAAUUCAUCAGGAGAAGCGGCGUGCACGGGAAGCCAGGCGACGUGCGAGCCCUAACAUUUCCUCUGCUGCGGCUGCCGACAUCGCCGGCCGAACCUCCUCCUCCUGGCCGCAAGCCACAACCCACCGCCUCUCACUGCCGUUGUCGCCUCCUCUCGCAGGCACAUUGAAGUCUUCCAGUAUUUUCUCGUCAGCCUUAUAAGAGGACGAACAUUCUUAGGCAACGGAAGGAGGACCAGGAUCAUCCUCCAGUCCUCCAAUCAUGCAAGAUGUCCACUCUGACUCGUUAGUGUCAGGGAACUCUGGUGGUGAUGGCUCACCAUUAGUGGCACGUUUAAGGAAACUUCUCUUUCGUCGGAUGCUUGUGGGGGUCAGUGAUGGACGGUUCUUUUUGGGUGUAUUUCAUUGUAUUGACAAACAAGGCAACAUCAUCCUUCAGGAUGCAGUGGAGUAUCGUAGCGUUCGCCAGUCUUCUUCAUCACCAAUGGAACAGCGAUGUCUUGGGCUUAUCCUGAUUCCUGCCAGGUGCCGAUCUUCUUGCCAUGUAGAAUGCUCCAUAGAUGAGCAGAUGUCGCUCCUAUCACUUAAUAAAUGAAGGACAGGGUUGUGUGCUACUAAAAGAAAAUAAAAGAUUUUGUUAUCUGCUUGGUGGCUGGUGUCCUCCAAACAAAUGCUUUCGUUACUUCUGCUGCCUGUGAAGCUCCUGGUCUGGAUUAAGGCACGCCAUCAUCUCACAAACCACGCCGAGAACUUUCUUUGGUGACUGUUUCAUUCUGAAAUGCAUUGCUUUUUGUCAAGUCUCUAAUUGUAUGUGAAUAGUUGAUCUUUGUUCUGCUCAAUCUGUCAUUCCUGUGGUAUCUCUUCAGCUCUUCGAACUGCCCUUGAACUUGUAUAUGUUCUUGUUUUUGUUCAUCGGAGUCUUACUAUUUAUUCACGAGACCGCAAUGCAGUUCUUGUUUCAAUCA